AUGGAAGCACUCGCCGCAGAGUUCGAUUUCGACUGGGUUGAGCGUCGCAUUCGCUGCCCGCCACAUUUUCUGAACCUGGCUGUGCGGGCCAUGAUGUACGGGACCAAGAGGGAUAACUUUGACGAGUUGCUUGCUCAUUGGGGUGACAAGGACUUCAUUUCUGACGAAGAGGAUCAGAAGCAGCUGUCCGAGGCUAUCAAUGAGCUAGCGGCGGACGAGGAUUUCUCUGAGCAAAGCUCAGAUGACAAUGAUGAAUACUGCGAGGUUGAGACGGUCGCUGAGGAGAGUCAGGGCCAGUUCCCAGUACCCAAGGUCAUCAACGCUGAGGAGCUGGACAAAUACCGCAAGUUUGGGCCCUUUGGCAAGCUACACAAUAUUGGCGUAGCCUUUCGAAUGAGCAGCCAACUUGUCGAAGACUUUCGCGAGGCUCAACGGCAAGCCAACCCUGCUGAGCCUGUUCUCUCGUGGGUUCAAAACGGCUGUACUCGUUGGCAAUCCGAUGAAGCAAUGGCCUCACGGGCUCUGCUCAAACGCUCGGCUUUGAACAGAAUGAUCUCCAUCAUCGAGGAACGAUGGAUCAACCAAGGAGGCAAGGAACAGGACAAGCCGGCGAUACUUUCAGAAAGGAUUUCUCUUGAUGAAUGGAAGGUUGUUUCCGCACUUCAGAAGAUCCUGCAGCCAUUUAAAGUCGCCUCAAAGCAACUGCAGGGCGAAGGUCUUGCUGGUAAACGCUCCACGUCAGGCGGCUUUGACGAGUAUUUCCAGGUGGUGGAGAUGCUGCCUGACCACCUCGAACUGGCCGUGCAGGGAGUGAUCAUCGAAGAGGAUGACGACAAGGUAAUGAGAGAGGUUCUCCUAUUCGACGGUAUGGACGCGAAGACCCGGAGGCUUCUGAAGAUCUACAUCAAGCUCGGGUGGAAGAAACUAAACGACUACUAUGGCAAGCUGACAUCUACUGCUUAUGUUGCCGCAGUUGUAUUCCACCCUUACCUCGGAGUGGAAGAGGACGUAUGA
Molecule: messenger RNA, 1014 nt
Organism: Purpureocillium lilacinum
Lineage: Eukaryota; Fungi; Ascomycota; Sordariomycetes; Hypocreales; Ophiocordycipitaceae
Source: RefSeq, a predicted model, not a curated record